GGAGCCGCUGGUCUGGUCCACCGUGCAAGACAAGCCGAGAUAACAGCAGCUGCACGGGGAGGAAGAAAGAACCAGCACUCCGAAAAAACAGGGGCUAAGCGAGGUCUGAAGGAGGCCAGUCAGAGGUCAUUUCCACUAAAGCCCUCACAGGAGCUCCAGAAAGACCACUCCAUGGAAAUCAGUGACCACAGAGAUGUGCAGGACAUGUCAGCAGUCAUGAUGGAUGGGGGAAACGAGGAGGAGGAGGAAGAAGAAGAGGCGGAAGAUGCUCAUGAUUUGACUCCAACUAAAGCACAGCAGCCCAACCCAUCUGUCAGUGGAUUCAAAACAAGCCAGUCACAGUCUUCCCCGCCUCUGCGGCAAGAACCCGAGAUCAACCCCGAUCUUGACAUUGAUCCAGAUCCCGACGGCGACCUCGAAGGGGACCCUUACGGGGACUCUUUCCCGUGUCAGCACUGUGAACGCUAUUUCUCCACAAGGCAAGGUCUGGAGCGCCACAUACACAUCCAUGCCGUCAACAACCAGCAAGCACAAAUUUUCAAGUGCCAAUACUGUAGUAAGGCGUUUGGCUCACAGGUGGGCCGACGGCGCCAUGAAAGAAGGCAUGAGGGCGGUCUCAAGACAAAACCCGGCUGUUUAGCCGGUACAGCGAAUUUGCUCAGCCCUUUGGUGCAGACAGAUGUUUCGAGCUCCGACUGCACCAGCCCGACAAGUCACUACGUAGCCUCGCAGCUCACUGGAGGAGCGCUGCUCAGCUCUGACAUGUCAAAGAGGGAACCAGGCCCUCAAGUUGACCGUCCCUUCAUUCUAGAGGAAAAUGGUGAAUCCAAAGAGCUCCACCCGUGCAAGUACUGUAACAAAGCGUUCGGCACGCACACAAACAUGCGCCGCCACCAACGUAGGAUACAUGAACGACACUUGUUACCGAAGGGUGUUCGUCGAAAAGGUAUGUUGCUGCAGGAGGCUUCAACCCAGCCGCAACCAGAAGACUCUUCGAAUACCAGCCCAGCGCUCGUAUACUUGCCCAGCGCCGACACCGAAGACGAAACAGACCGUGACGAUUACGCCGUAGACAUAUCUAAAAACAUCUCUGAAAAUUUGAGUUUCUACAUCGACGGCAAGAUUGUUUCAACCAGCGCAGUGAGCAGCUGUGAAGUCAUUGAAGUGGACACCAGAUCUGCCGCCCUGUUUGGUCUGGACACAGUCAUCAUCAGCCCCAGUCAGCUCAGUCAGGCCCUGAAGGUGGAUGCUCGAGCCAACACCGCCAAGCAGGUGUCCAACUUCUGCUCACUAUCAUCUAAAAGAAGAACAUCCACGCCUCCUCUUGUUCCCGGCCUCAAAGUAGAUACAGAAACGCCAUCUCUCACAGCCUCUUCAUCAUCAGUUACAUCGUCCUCUCCCAACUUGCUCGUGGGCGGGCUUCUGCAGCAAGCAGCGGAUUCGUCCGGUUUUCAACGGGAGAAAACAGUUUAUCUGUCACCUAAGCUCAAGCAGCUCCUUCAAACGCAAGACGUUCAGAAGUCCACCAUCACGUUAAUAACCGAAAGCCACAGGCUGGCUUCGUCGCUGUCUGUCACGCCGCUCCAAGGUCCCUCUGGUCGGUUUAAACGGAGAACGUCCUCACCACCGUCAUCCCCGCAGCUUAGUCCAGCGUUUAAAGCAGAGAACUGCAAGGCUGCGGCGCCAAGCUCGUACAUCCUCAAGAUGCCAAAGCUUGAAAGCGUUAGUGUCUGCCCUCAUGGUAACCACCUGGACAAGGAUGACGAUGGAGAUCUAAGCCCCUCUGGAAGUAACCCUCUAGGCCAAAGCUCUUCCAGCAGCGGAGGCAAUGCUUGCAAUCAACAACCUUUAGACCUGUCCAACACUGUCAGUCGAAAAAGUGGCACCUCUCUCAAGGCUCAAAGUGAUGCAGCGCUUGAUUUGAGCAUCCAUCGAAAGCAAAGCACUGCAGAGGGAAGUGUUGCACCACAGCAGCUUGUCAAAAAGAGAAAGCCAAACACUAGCAUGCUUGAGAAGGUGUUGAUGAACGAGUAUGUUGGUUUGCCCCUGCCGGCGGAGGAGGCACCCUCGCUGAACACUAACCUUAGUCCUCAACCUCAUUCUCCAAAUGUUGCACCCGAGUCGGCCCACCCAUCUCCUCCAUCCCUAACACCAGUUACAAUGAACCCCUCAUCUCCCGGCACAUCCAGCGUAACCUCAACGACACCGCCUCCCCCUGUAUUACCCACCAUCCCCUCGCCAGUUGCUAUUUCUAACUCUCCCCUCUAUCAGCCUUCAGACUCGUCGAUGCAGCGGCCUCUUCCUGUUCUGUCACCCAAAAUGUCACCAAGGACGCCUGAGCUGCCGUCAGAAGCAGAGGAGAGUUUAUUCCCAGGUGAAAAUAAAGAUGAGGACAACGCUCUCUCUGUGACACUGGACUCCCCAAACACUUUGCGCAAAAAUGCACUUGAUGCCCGUGCUCCUCAUGAGCCUUCAUCAGUUGGUCUGUCCGCUACAGAAGACAUUUCUCUACUGAUUGGUGAAACCAACCCAGACCUCAACUCAGGAACUCAAAAGUCUUUGAGCUCUGACUUUGCUGCUCUCUCACCUCAGCCAGAGUCCUCAUCUUCCCCACCUCCUGUGCUACCUGAUCCAGCCCCUCCGCUGCCGCCACUAAGCCUUCCUUAUGCUAAGAUAAAACAGGAGCCUCAACAUUGCACUGAUGAUGUGUCUGUCAUGAAUCACGUGCCUCGGGAUGAUGUUGACCCUCCCUCGCUCGAUAAGACCUUUGAUAAACUCACCAAGGCUGAACAAGUCGACUCUACUUACAGCAAGACUUUUAUUUGUAAUGUCUGCGAGGAUCCCUUCAGUUCCAUGAAGGAGCUCAGUGGGCACAUCCGCCAGCAUGCUUCUGAUUGGCCCUUCAAGUGUGAGUUCUGCUUGCAGCUGUUCAGCGACGCCAACGCCCUACUUGCUCACCGGACAACGCUACACGGGGUGGGCACUAUCUUUGUAUGCUCGGCCUGUUCCAAGGAGUUUGCCUUUCUCUGCAAUCUGCAGCAGCACCAAAAAGAUCUGCAUCCAAAAGAAUCAUGCACACAUACCUCUAUAGAGAGUGGCAAACUCAGACCACAGAACUAUACCGACCCAUCCAGAGCCAAAGAAGAUAUCCGCAUCUCUACACCAGCACAAGAGACUUCAGAAGAACCUGCAGAAAAAAACAACUUGGUAAAAGAUGAGCCUGAUGUAAUUGCAAACCAUGCAGAUGAUAGACCAGAAGAUCCCAAUGAGGAGUUGUACACUACAAUAAAGAUCAUGGCCUCUGAGGGCGGAAAGCCCAAAGGCCCUGAUGUCCGCCUGGGUCUGAAUCAACACUACCCUAGUUAUAAACCGCCACCCUUUCCCUAUCACAGUCGCUCCCACGCAAGCUCUGUGGCCUCGGCGACCAACUUCACCACACACAACAUACCGCAAACCUUCACCACGGCCAUCCGCUGCACAAAGUGCGGGAACAGUUUUGACAACAUGCCUGAGCUGCAUAAGCACAUUUUGGCCUGUGCCAACCCCAGCGACAAGAAACGCUACACUCCCAAGAAGAACCCCAUCCCUCUCAAGCUAAUCGUUGAGUCUUCCAACGGAGUUACGUCACCAUCAGCUACCGCUGCUGGCCAUAGUGCUUUUCGGAGAAUGGGCCAGCCAAAGAGACUUAAUUUCAGUCAGGAUUUGGGGAAAACAAAAAUGAGUGCCCUCAGUAAAAAGAAAAACCAGCUGGUCCAGAAGGCCAUUUCCCAGAAGAAUAAAGCCGCCACCUCAGUUAAGAAGGCUGCCGUUAAAGUCGAGGAGGAACAGACUAACAUCUGUCCUCACUGCAGCCGGGAGUUCACCUAUCAGGCCAGUCUGACUAAGCACAUGGAUGUCAGCUGCCCCAUGAGGCCUAUUGUGAAAAAGGCCAUGAAAAGACUUGCAGACAAAAAGAAAGAGGCUGGCUCAGACAAAAAUAAUAAGAAAAAAGAUGGCGCUGGUUCACUGACAGAACCGGAGUUGAAAACCCUUGGAAAGACCAGAGCUCGUAGUUCCGGUAUAGCGGAGCCGGAACCCCCGCAGAUCGUCAAAGGGAAAUCGACACUGAGCGCACAAAAGAGACCGGCCUCAUUGACAGCUGCAACAGCUGUGACAGCCCCCGCCGGCAAAAAAACCAAGAAAAGCCAAACUCAGCCCUCACCCCCCGACGCGCCCAAUGACACCGCACAAAGACCGGCCGCGAGGGUACAGCGCACGGGCAAAGAGACGUCACCCAAGAAAUUAGCGGAAGCCAAGUCACCACAGCCGCAGCAGCCCAAGAAAGAAGAGCGCUUCUCCCUGCGAACCAGAGAGAGGGUCGGAGGUCCAGUCACCAGGAGCUCGCAAAUGUCAGCGCCCCCUUCUGUGGUCAAAAACGAGGACACGUCCACGCCUGAGCUGAAAGACUCUCCGGAGGUGCAGAUGAAGUAAGCCAUGAAGACCUCGUCAGGUUCCUGGGAAUACAGACUCUUGCUUGUUCCACACUAAAAAAAAAAAAAAAAAAAACUCUGCCUUGCUGGACUGAAGGAGGGGGAGCUCUUUCACUUUUUUUCCCCUUCCAAUUGUCAUAUGAACUAAACUGAGCCUACAUUUUAUAGUUUUUUUUGUCAGCCUUGCAAAAAAAAAAAGUGUAAAUGGCCGUGAUUUUAAUAUAUACAUAUAUCUAUCUAUAUCUAUCUAUACAAUGCGUCAUUACUUGACCCAAAACAGUAACAUUAGGGCUCUGUCAAAGCUGAUCUAUUGCAAAUGGCAAUCAUGCAUCAGUUAGGGAAACUCCUUGUAUUAUUAAUAUUCCACUUCCUGCUCCGUUGGAUUAAUUGUUUUUUUUCGUUGUUGUUUUACUUUUUUUUGUUUUCUUCCAGAGUCUCGUAAUGCAUGUGUCGAAAUAUUAGAACUUAGUGUAGAUUUUAUGGCAAGUCCCUUCCAAUGGCCGCCGUUUGUUUUGCAGAGUGUGUAUGUUGGCUUGUGUAACCUAUUGACUUUUCAAUUGUGUUGGGAAAUGAAUGGUGGCAGUUGACUGCAACAAAUGGUCCUCAGGAAUUGUAUGUGUGUGUACGAGUGUGUGUGUACGAGUGUGUGUGUUUGAAUGGACACAACUAUCCAUCCAGUCCGGAUUUCAACGACAUCUCGUAUUUUUACUUGUCUGUUUUUAAUCUGACUUUAGCAAGCCAAUUACGGUCCUUUUUUUUAAAUGGACGGUGUUGUCCCCGCUCUGUCUUCUAAUAUACUAUUACUUGUGGAAAGAACCAUCACUCGCACGUCCCUGCAGCACUUUAAAAAAGAACUGCCAAAAUGUGUAGCUGGAUGGCGGAGAUUGGGGCCUCAAUAAAACGAUAGAAUGUA
Nerophis ophidion (straightnose pipefish) is the source of this 5382-nucleotide messenger RNA. RefSeq names its product PR domain containing 2, with ZNF domain b (gene prdm2b). NCBI's taxonomy places the organism in Eukaryota, Metazoa, Chordata, Actinopteri, Syngnathiformes, Syngnathidae. The record is from RefSeq and is a predicted model, not a curated record. Gene Ontology annotation, cellular component: nucleus. The transcript has 3 exons. The coding region runs from base 172 to 4470 and encodes 1432 amino acids.